UGUCUCUCUGCUUUUUAUUUAGCCAGCUACCAAGUUGCGACAUUUCACUUCACGCCGCUUCAUCGUUUUGUUUCCCCGCAUAAUAUUUUGGGAUAAAUGCACGACGUAUCGUUUUUUAAACUGUUAUCAUAUAUGUAAGUGAUUCGAUUUUUCCAGCACUAUUAACAUUCGCUCUAAGUAUGGCGUAUUCAGAAUUGGUAAAAUAAUUAUCUUAUCGUGACAUGAACAUUUAUUUAGCAUGCUGUAAUAAGUAAGAAGACAACGUGUUGAAGACAGGAUUAGGCUAUUUAUCAGACCUACCGAGCGUGCACAGACAGGUUUUUACGGAAAGGGCAGCCACAUGAAGAGGUCAAUGAAGAGGAUGACGAAGACGGAAGGAUAAACGACAAGAGACAGCCAGGAAGGAAGAAACGUGGAGAAGGAGGGAUGAGAAAGAGACUAAAAUAAGAGGAGGAAGUGGAACUCCAAAGUGCCUAAGAAGACUGUGAGUGGGUGCCUGACAUUCUGGUUCGGUCCAGUGCUGUUAGUGCUGUGGGAGUUUGGCUGGCUGGUGGCCUGCUGCCGCUGUGUACUGCUGCUGUCUGCAUAGGACAGGCUCCUGGCCCUGCUAGGUGAGAGUAGAGCAAAGCACAGCACUGUGUGUGUGUUUAUUUGUGUGUGUUUGGCCUUGAAUGAGGCUAUAUGUGACCCUGACAGCCAGAGAGUCAUCCGUCCUGCUGCUGAUCUGCAAUCCGCCCACCUCCCCCCAGCGCCACCUCCCCUCAGCCUCCACCUCCCCAAAUUCUACACCUCCCCCCGGCCUCCACCUCAUCAUCAAUACAAGGACACUGGUCGAUAAGCUUCUGCUUUUUUAUCUUUCCCUUUUUCUAAACAGCCUGACCAGCCAUACUAAACGCGACAGAAGCCGUGGCACAGUUCUGGAUAUUUGGGGUGGUUUUGGGGUUUCUGUCUGAAGAAUGGAGUGACCAGCGUGAGCAAGACAGAGACACACAGACUGACGGACAUAAGAAGAGGAAGCUGUCAUUGGAAGGCCUCUCUCUAGGACAAUGCCUGUCUGAACUACAUAUCUCAGCAUGACAGAGUGAGGUGCCCCAAUUUCCUAUUUUUUCGAUGACACAGAGCUGGCCUCUGCUCACCUCUAUCUCUGAGAACUCAUCCCAUCGUCAGUGGAUCAGGGAUCUGCACCUUACCCAAGAAAACCCACUACUCCAGCCUCCAUAUCCAGAAACUCAAAGUAAUUUCAAAGGACCAGCUUAUUCAUUGUAUCCAGUAUAACUAAGUAUUUUUUUAAAUUUCACACACUCAUCUCCUCUUGUCUUGUCAAGGAGUUUCCAAUUUAUUUUCGUCUGCAUCAGUGCUUUUUGUUUGUGCACUAAGUCCCGAUUGUGUCCAACCCUAGACCCUACUCCCUUAUCCACUUGCCCCCUCCUGUCCUGAGGGGCUGUAAUGGCAGUCAACAUGGGAAGUAUGGCCAUGGGCCGGGACACUAAGUGGUUGACCCUAGAGGUGUGUCGAGAGUUUCAGAGGGGUACCUGCUCUCGCUCGGACGCUGAGUGUAAGUUCGCCCACCCAGCCAGGAGCUGCCACGUGGACAAUGGCCGAGUCAUCGCCUGCUUCGACUCACUCAAGGGACGCUGCACGCGUGACAAUUGUAAGUACCUGCACCCCCCUCCCCACCUCAAGACCCAGCUGGAGAUCAACGGGAGAAACAACCUGAUCCAGCAGAAGACAGCAGCGGCCAUGUUGGCCCAACAGAUGCAGUUCAUGCUGCCAGGAGCCCAGUUGCAGCCCAUAGUGAAUAGCCCACACUACACAACUACGUUCCCUAUGACUCCCAGUAUGUCGUCCCUGGCCACCAGUCCCAGUAUGGCGUUCAGCCCGUAUCUGAGCCACAUGGGUCCAGGGAUGGGCCUGAUGCCUGAGCUGCUACACCAGGCCCCCCUGCUGGUCCCAGGGAGCCCCACCGGCCUCCAGGUCAUGGGCAACAGCAGCUCCCAGCAGAAACACAUGCGGACAGACAAGCUGGAGGUAUGUCGUGAGUUCCAGAGGGGUAACUGCACGCGGGGCGAGGGCGACUGCCGCUACGCCCACCCUAUGGAGGCAGCCAUGGUGGACGGCAGUGAAAACUCAGUCAUCGUCUGUAUGGACUACAUCAAGGGCCGCUGCUCCAGGGACAAGUGCAAGUACUUCCACCCCCCUGCCCACCUGCAGGCAAGGAUUAAGGCCGCCCAGCACCAGGCCAGCCAAACCGCCAACGCCAUGGCCCUGCCCCAUGGGGCAAUGCAACAGCUACCAAAGAGGCCCACCUUAGAGAAGAGUAACGGGGGUGGUGCUGUGUUCAACCCCAGCAUGUUCCACUAUCAGCAGGCCCUGGCUAACAUGCAGCUGCAGCAGCCAGCCUUUAUCCACCCUGGGCUUAUGAAAGGGCCGGCCCCGCUGGCAGUGGAUGGCCGUUGGGAGAGGCGGGACUGGAGCAGCUGCAGGCACCCCCACAGCCGCCUCUUGUCAGCGCCUGGAUUCACUGUACCCAUGAUGCACGGUGCCACCACCUCCACUGUUUCGUCGGCCUCGACCCCAGUCACCAAUGUUCCUUUCGCAGAAUCAGCCGCCUCCAAUCAGUAGACCCUUCAGAGGUUCUGAGUGCCGACCCAGUGGACCUUCAGUGCGUCCCCAUUGAAGCCCACUUCUGCCCUCUCCCCAAACUCCUGAUGGCUGCUCCGGUGGCGCUGAACCCAGUAACCCUCCCGUGAAACCCCAGUUAAAGCACCCGACAACACCAUCAAACCCUUAGUCAUCCCCAACCAACCCUGCCCCAAAAAUACCACAGUCAACUAUUUGAAUGCAACAAACAUGUGCCUAACCUACAGUGCACCCCAAGUGAGAGGUAGUGUUAUCCUCAUUUAGGAGGUAUUCACAUAAUAAAAAAGUUGACAAGGUUUUAUUGACAUUUAUCACAGGCAAUACUAAAGCAUGGACCCAUUACUGUUGAUGUAAAGCCAGCCCAGACUGAUGCACAUUGACUUGAAGGAGCUGACUGAAGGAGAGGCUCCCCAGUUCUUACAGCCAUACACACCCACACCUUUAACACACAAACACACAUACACACCUAAAACAGCAAAUCCUCUUGGAGACUAAGCUGAGGAUAUGAGUCGUAAGGUCGUAUAAUCUUACACAGCUGACUGUUCCCCCAAAGUCAGACAGUCUGGAAAGAAAAUGAGUGAAAAGUCAGACAAGAAGAAAGAAGUAGUCUGCAGAGGUUGGAUCAUUCUAGAAGUAGUCUGCAGAGGUUGGAUCAUUUUAGAAGUAGUCUGCAGAGGUUGGAUCAUUUUAGAAGUAGUCUGCAGAGGUUAGAUCCUGUAGAUCAUUCUAGAAUGCAAUGUCGUUUUCUUCAUCUUUUCUUUUUCACUUCAAAGAAAUGUGUUGCGGCUCAUUUAAUGUUUACAGUACGUUUCAAGAUGGCUGAAGCUUAAAAGCAGUGUGUUAUUAUGUGAGCCAUUCCCUUAGUUCAGAGAGGCUAAGCUCCUAUGGUCCAAUUCAAAAAUCUCACCCAAGGUCUCAUAUCUGAUGUUUCUCCAUGUUCAUUUGUCUGUGCCUUUUGAGUUCCCAGCUAUGUAGGAGAUUUGAUGUCUUAUCCCAAAACAACUGAAGUCAAUGACUUAAAACCCAAAUAGCCUUGAUCUCAGACAAAGUAUAGAGAAGUGUUUCUAUUGACACACAAGUCUAUAGCUCCUUCUGUGUAUAUAUUGCCCGUCGAAAGGUCUCUGUUCAGGAGGACUAGGUCCUGUGACAAGCUCUCUUCAUGAAAUGAUUUUUGGGUCGUUACACGAAUAGAGUGCCUUUCAAUUGAACUGUUAGAUCACGUACAUCGAUGCUCUAACUAGUCUCGUUAAUCCCAGACCUAGGGCAACAGCACUGGGAAUCAUGAAAAAGGAAAUUGUCCUCUUCAGACAGACCAAUCACAAGUUUGGGUAGGCGGGGCUUAGAAUGCAGGUAGGAAUUGUGAAAAACUCUUUCCAUGGCCUGUACAGCCAGACAUGCCAGAACUUCGCAAUUUGAAACCAAAGUUUGCAGGCAAAACCUUUGCAGUGGUUUUAGUGAAGGUAGUUGAUGCAAACUAACCACUUGUGAAAUACACUCAUUAAAAUAACCUCUGUGAGCUCCAACUUGUUAGCUACUAUUUUGGGCAACAAGCGAAUAAGGCAGUGACGUAAGAAAGAAGGAUAUCCCAACUCCACCUUUUACUCUAUGUCAAAUUGACGUUGUCUUAGUACAGACAUGUAUGCUGGAACAUUAGUGCGUUGUGGGAGGCGACCCAUCUGUCUAGAGAGACUAUGCUCUAACUUAACAAAACAAUUUUCAUUCAAAUAAGUUAUUUGUUUUCUCUGAAAAUCCACAUUUUGCCAUGUCCCAUGUCUUGUUUGUCCAACUUCUAGGAAGAUUUUAACUCCCUUAACCCCACCUUUUUCAGAUGUUUUCACUGUCAUUUCUGAAGAUGUUUUACUUAUUUAAUGUGAUUCCCCCUCUGACAUUAUUGAACGUCAUUGCACGCAUGAUAGAACAGCAAUGUACUGCUAUUCUUUUUACCACGGUGCUGGAUGUUACUCUCCUCCGUUUAAUCAACAAAACAAAAACAAUAUCCCCUUUGCUCGGGCCGAAGAAUGGCGCUGUUAUUCCAUUAUGCGGAUUUCAACUUUAAACCUCUUGAGAUGGGAAAACAUGUUUGUUAUGAAUUUUAACAUGUGCGCCUCAUGACAGAAUGUUACAAUUAAGUGAAAUCGUUAUUUUUGACAAAAUUACACUACCCAAAAGGUAAUCUAUUCGUGGAAGGACACAUUAUUGAAACCAAAAAUGAAAUUCAAUGGCGAAAUCUGAAAUAAUACAUUAUUUCUUGAACUUUCUGGAACCACUGCAGAGGCUGCAUAAGGGGAGUUGCUUUGCUUGUCUGAAAGGUCUAGCAUGCUUACCUGUGUGCCAAUGAUUCUAUAAUGGAUGUUUGUCUGUGCCAAUCAUUGGUGUAUACUGUAUCCUGAAUAGAAUUCCCUUACUGUUGUCAGAUUGAUAUCUGAGUGGAUGUUUCCCCUUCAAUGAGCCGUCCCUUUCUCUGUCAGACGUCAACUGAUAUUUGCAGAUCAUUUUUUGGGUCAAUCUCCUGCAUUCAUAGUAGUAUGUUUGAGUAAGUGGUAUACAUUUUUCUAUAUGUUGUGUUAAGAAUAUUUUAAUGGAAUGGAUUUGACAAAAAAAUGUGGUUCUGCAGGGAGUAUAUUGAGUAAGCUUGAAAUUGUUCCGUCUGUAAAACAUGUAUUUGAUCAUAGUCACUGUGUCCUUACUUUCAAUCAUCAGCAGACUUUAAAUGCUACAAAUAUAGUGACCUGGUGGGACAGUACCGACCUAAGUAGAGGAAAUAGAAGGAGAUAGUGAGAGACUGAAAGAGAAACAGAUCAGUUCUAGAGUCAAGUAUUUGGUCUUAAAAUGGUAACCAGAAUUAUUACAAAAUGGAGCAGAAUUGCUAUGAAAAUGGAGAGAGACAAUACAUUAGCUGAUAUGUUUAGGUGAGUUGUAAUGUGCCUCUCUCACUCGUUUUCAAGUCUUCUGAAACCAACCACUGUCCAUACACUGUAAUAACUGACUUUUCAGUCUUUUCAAAACAGAUGACACGUUGACUAGCACUGCCUGUCUGGCGCCAUUGAUCUGUCGUGUCUCUGUAGUUUCUUCUUUGAAACAGUUGUGCUGUCUCAUCUUUUGAUGAGAUAAAAAAAGUAAUCAGCCUGAGUGGGUGGCGUGUUUAAAUGUUUUAAUUAAUGACUAGACACUGAAUCACUGAGUUGGACAUGUGGAAAUGUUGAGACGUUUUCCACAUCUUGGGGGAAAUGGAUAUUGACAGGAAGCUAUUCAUGUUUAAGUCAUGUCAUUUACGUGGUGAAUGUAUCUAAUAGUGCAAAAAGUCGAGCGGCAUGUUGAAAUGUAAUGAUUCACUAUAUAGGCUAUUUCUAUAGAGGUCAAAUGCAAACCACGUUAAGACAACAUACUGUGUUAAGAAAUGUUUUAAGUAUGUGUGUGUAUUGUUAUAUAGGUUCAUGUUUAAAUGUUUGUGAGUGUGAUGAGUACUUUCAGAAAUAUCUUUGGACAAGUGUGGUCCCUGCAUUUUCCCCCUUUCUUUGAAGCAUUCAGAUGCAUAUUAGAAAUGGUCCUCUCUUAAUCAAUGAAAUUGAUAUUAGAAUGUCUAGACAUAUUAAUUUUGUCUAAAUUGUAUAGCUUUGAAGGACUUGCGUUGCCCAGCCAAGAUGAAAAUCUAUCUUCUCUCUCUCCCCCCCCUCUCUAUGUCACAUCAUUAUGCCUUCUCCAACUGCUAUCCAGCUGGAAAUAACAAAAUACUUGAUUUAAGAAAAAUAAAAUGUGCCUCGUGGGGGGGGCGUUAGCAUUUUAAGUAAACUUACAUGUUUAAGAGGUGUGUUUUCCUCGUACAAGAACAUAGUUAGCUAGAGUAAUUGUAGUGUUGUUAGUACAAAUAUAUUAUUCUUUCUUUCUUCAUUCUUUACCAUUAUGUUCCAAAGUUUCUCCCUCUCUUAAUGGUACUUGAUCGAAUUUCCGUCACAUUUUUUGUCUUAAUUCCUAAAUCACAAUAUCAAAGAUGUGACUAUUUAUGGACAGAACUGUUAGUGGUAUUUUCACCCAUUUAGAUUUGUUUUUAUUGUUUAUUCGACAAAAAAAGUCAUAGCAUGAAAAUAAGAUAAUCUUCAUUGAUACUUAAUUAAUAGUUUGUGUAGUUUCCAUUUAAGAAAAACUAAAAAUAGAAAUUAUAUAAAAAAAUAUAUACAUUUGUAUCUAUACAAUGAUAGAUUCAUUGUUACUUAUUAAUAGUACGUUGUUGUUGUUGUUGCUGUGGCAACAGAACGACAACAUGGCUACCUUUGUCAAUCUUAAUUGUGAAUUUUUUCACAUAUGAAUUUAAAUAAUGUACAACAUUAACUUAUUCAGAAAGGGAAUGUCUAGUUAAAUUGUCUUGGAUUGCAAGAUGAUUGAAUAUUUUGUAAGAAAAAGUCAAGUUAAAUCCUUAAUGUCCAAAGGUCCUCUGGGGAGAUCAGGUGUUUUGUUUGUUUAUCUUUUGGGUUUGAUUCGUUUUUAUUUCUGUAUUUUGUUUUUUUGGAGAGUAAGAACGCAUCUCAGCUUUUAAAGUGAUCACCUUAAAUACCAGGAGGGUAAAGAGACUUUGGGACUGGAUACAAGAUUUAAAUAAUUCUGCUAAAUUGAGUCAUUAUCGACUUAUGACCUGAUUUGAUUUUCUGUUUUUGAUCACCACAUUACAUUGGAGUUGAACUGGCCCAUACAUGCUGUACAGGAUUUGCUAUGCGUCGUCUCUAUGCAUUGUAUUGCCAACAAUUUUCACCUAGGCUCAUAGGCUUAUACUAUAGGCCUUCUGUCCACCUGGACAGGGAGUGCUGAUGUCACCGAGCUCUUUGAUUGGUCCUCAGUAUGAAGUCUCUUUCCCCCUGUGGCCUGCCCAGCUGUGCUGGGAGAUGUUGAUGCUCGCUGGAGCUUUAGGGGAUUCAACCGGUGUACGAAUGUGUGAUAUUCACCUCGUUUGCACUUAUGUACAUAAGUAAGUCAAAAUAUUCUGAAUUUAUUUUGAAUAAAUAUAGAGAAAAGAACUGAUAAAAAAAUCUAAUUUACUGUAUUGUUAAGAAAUACAGAUAAACAAUUAUCAUUUUAAUGCAGUGUAACAAAAGAGAGUUGUUUUUGAGGGAUGUGUCUUUGGUUUUGUUUUAUAUGUGCCCUGCUCCUAUCAAAACAUAAUGGUGCCUCUGUUAAGAGAAAACAGAAUGUGUCAAAAAGAAGCUUUGUAGUUUGCCAUAUUUUAUAGAAGCACAUUUAGAAGUCCAGCUAUGUCUGAUCCUGAACCAGUUUAGUUAUAUAUAUAUAUAUAUAUAUAUA
Messenger RNA from Salvelinus namaycush (lake trout), 7929 nucleotides. RefSeq names its product muscleblind-like splicing regulator 3 (gene mbnl3). NCBI's taxonomy places the organism in Eukaryota, Metazoa, Chordata, Actinopteri, Salmoniformes, Salmonidae. The transcript is spliced from 9 exons. The record is from RefSeq and is a predicted model, not a curated record. Gene Ontology annotation, molecular function: metal ion binding. The coding region runs from base 1447 to 2622 and encodes 391 amino acids.